Molecule: messenger RNA, 795 nt
Organism: Kwoniella botswanensis
Lineage: Eukaryota; Fungi; Basidiomycota; Tremellomycetes; Tremellales; Cryptococcaceae
Exons: 8
Coding region: 1-795 (264 amino acids)
Biological process (GO): N-terminal peptidyl-methionine acetylation
Cellular component (GO): NatC complex
Molecular function (GO): protein-N-terminal amino-acid acetyltransferase activity
Source: RefSeq, a predicted model, not a curated record
AUGAUCUCCGCCCUCCAUGCUCCUUCUACAUCCACUGACCAGAAUAUAGCGCCGACUACAAAUGACAGCAAAGACAAAGGCAAAGCCAAGGCCAAGGCGAUAGUAGAUGACAAAGGAGAUGAGCUUUUCUACCGAACGUUCAGGAAUGAACAGGAUGAUCUACCUGGGAUGAUGAGUUUGGUAGAACAGGAGCUGUCUGAACCGUAUAAUGUCUAUACGUUUAGGUACUUCUUGAUCGAAUGGCCACACCUUGCUUUUCUCGUCUUCCCUUCAUCCAGUUUGACCAACCCGAUAGCUACGAUAAUCUGUAAACAGGAUGUUCAUCGUGGAAAGACGAAUAGGGGGUACAUAGCGAUGUUGAGUGUGGACAGAUCUUGGAGGAGGAGGGGUAUAGCAAGUAAAUUAGUCAACCUGGCUAUCGAAGAAAUGGCACGUAGAGGUGCUCAUGAGGUAGUUCUAGAAACAGAAUACGAUAAUGCGCCUUCCCUCUCAUUAUACGAUAGAUUAGGUUUCUUGAGGGAAAAGAGGUUACAUAGGUUUUACUCGAAUCAUAAAGAUGCAUUUCGCUUAAUCCUACCUCUCGAGACUGACCCACCUCCACCACCAGAGACAGAGGAAGAAGCAGAUCAAGCUAGAUGGGCUGUAGGUGCUGGGUCUGAUACAGGUCUGGGUUCAAUACCCGAAGAAGGACAUGGAGAACCUCAGAGGUAUUUCACUGAAAUGGACGGCGACGUGGCGAUGCGGACACCGAAACCCCCACCGAAGGAGGUAAGUGAUUGGGGGAUGUAUAUAUGA